Messenger RNA from Dictyostelium purpureum, 2497 nucleotides. RefSeq lists its product as uncharacterized. The transcript has a single exon. Lineage: Eukaryota; Evosea; Eumycetozoa; Dictyosteliales; Dictyosteliaceae. The record is from RefSeq and is a predicted model, not a curated record. Bases 185 to 2491 code for a protein of 768 amino acids.
UUUUAAAAUACCAUAAAAAGUGUAAUACAUAAUAUAAUAACAGCCUAUAAAUAUUAAUAAUUAAAUACAAAAAAAAAAAAUAAAAAAAGCUUAGAGGAACAUUUUUUUUUUUUUUUUAAUAUAUUUUGUGUUAAAAAAACUAGAAGUGAAAUUUAUUAAUUUAAUUAAAUUUCAAAAUAACAAUAUGAAUAAUAAUUUUUUAGAAAACAAUAAUGAAAACAGCGAUAAUAAUAAUAUUAAUGAUAGUAAUAUAGACAUCUUAUUUUUUAAAGUAUGGAGAAAUAUUUAUAUAUUAAAUUUAAUUAUAUCAAAUAUAUCUUUAAAAUACACCAAAAUAAAGAAAUAUUCAGAAAUUCAUUCAGUAGAUUGGAUGCUAAAACAUUCAAACUUUGGGUUAAUAGAAGAUAAAGUAAAAACAAAUCAAUAUUUAACAUUUCCAAAAUCAUUCAAACUCAUUAGCUUUUUCAAAAUAAUAAAGAAAAAUGAAGAUUUUUACAGAAAAUUAUUACAAUAUUACAAACAACAUAUAAUUCAUUUAAAUGAUGUUUGUGAAGAAGCAUGUAUAUCGGGAAAUAUUACUGCACUGAAUAUAUUUUUAAAAGAUACAGACUUCAAACCUCAAAAAUCACUAAUAGAUAUAGCAAUUAAAGAAGGAAAUUUAGAAUUAUUAAACCAUCUUUUUAGUUUAGAAGAGCCAUCACUCAAAGAAUUUUCAGAAAAAGAAUUAUUGAAUAAUAUAUUUUUAGAAAGUAAUAAUAAAAACUACAAUGAAAUUGCAAAUUAUUUAAUACAUACUGUUAAAAUAAACCUUUCAAACUGCAAUCCGUAUCAAAUCGAUAUUUCAAUUUAUUUAAAGUGCGAUAUUCAACUUUUCGAAUUUCUCUAUUCAAAAGACCUUAUAAUAGUAGAUCAAAACAGUCUUAGUUUUCAAUGUAUGGAUAACCUUUUCGAAUACAAUGGAAAAACUUUAAAGAAAUAUAUCGAGUUCCUGGUUUUUGUUUUAAAUAGAAAUGUAAAAACAAAUGGUACCGCUUUACUACUAGAAAAAAUGAAAGCUUUAAAUCUAAGUGAAGAAGAAUUAGAAAUACCAUUGUCGCAAUUCGAACCUCAGAAUUUAGAAAUUAAAAAACUAAUUGAAAUUUACCUAUUCGAUUUACAAGACGUGUGUUCAUUUAGAUUUCAAAACCAUGGUAUUAAUGAAAUAGAGUAUGCAAUUAAAUAUAAUGAUAUUUUAUAUUUAAGAAAUUUAAAUCAAAAAAUAAAACAGAAAGGAAUAGAAAUUUCAAUAGAAUAUGGAAACUCAGAAGCUCUGCUAGAAAUCACAUCAUCUCAAAAAAUAGUAUUCAACUCUACAAUCAAUAAACCAAAUGCCCCAACUCUAUUCAAAUAUUGCCAGUGUAGAGAAAAGCAAAGGAUAUUUUUACAAACAUUUCUAUACCAUGUAAAUUGUGUAUCUGAAAAAGAUUAUAUUUUCAAGUUAGCUUUAAAACACGACGACCUAGAAAUUAUUCAAUUUAUUCAUCAUCUAAUGGUUAUUUAUGGUGUAUUUGUAAACAAAUCAAAGAAAACAAUUUCCUCAGAUAUGCUUCAGUAUGUUCAAUCAGUUAAAGUUUUAACGUAUCUAUGUCAAAAUAAAAAAGAUUUUAACUUCAACUACAUAUCACUUUUAAAAAGAGAAAGAUUCGAUCUAAUAGAAUGCUUCGAACAAUUCUCAAUUGUUUCAAGAAAUGAUACCUCUCUAUUAAAUGAACCCGACUUAUCUCUUAAUAUUAUCAAAUUUUUAGAUGAAAAGGGAUAUAGCUGUACCUACAAAGCAUUUUUCAAUGCCAGAAAGUCUAUUGAUAAAUACAAAUACUUAGUUGAAAAUAGAACAGAAAAAUAUUCAUACAGUGAUUUCGAAUACAACCAAAACAGCUGGAUACUGCUCAACUAUAUUUAUGACAAAAGACAGGAAGAUAUAAAAUCGCAUAGGUUUGAAAUAGAUACCAAUUAUUUCGAAGAGAAUGUUGUAUUUUUAUACUAUUCAAAUAACCAUGACAAAAUGUUUAGUUUACUCUCAAAAAAUAUGGAUCUUUCAUCAAUUCUAUUAAAAGAAAUGGCAAAAAAGUGUGAUAUAGAAACAAUAGAUAAAUAUAUGUCAAUAUUUUUUCCAAAUGAAUCGUCUACUAUUGGAAAACAUCACCUUAUUCAUCUAUUAGAAUCCGCUACAAAAUGUGGUUAUCUUUGUAUAUUCAAACUGCUAUAUGAAAAAUACCCAUUUGUUUUCAAAGGCGUUAAAGGUGGCAAUGCAAAUAAACUCAACUGUUUACAUGACUCAAGACUAGUAGAACUAACAUUAAUUACAAUGGAAAAUAAUUAUUUAGAUUUAUUUUUUUAUUUAAUCGAUGUUAUUAAACUUAUCCCAAAUGAUAUCCAAAUGCUAAUUCAAUUAAGAUUAAGACCAUCACUUUCAAUUAAACAUCACCUAAAUAAAAGAUUUCCCUUUAUUUAAAUAUCU